Molecule: messenger RNA, 3261 nt
Organism: Helianthus annuus (common sunflower)
Lineage: Eukaryota; Viridiplantae; Streptophyta; Magnoliopsida; Asterales; Asteraceae
Product: protein argonaute 1
Exons: 22
Coding region: 104-3022 (972 amino acids)
Biological process (GO): regulatory ncRNA-mediated post-transcriptional gene silencing
Cellular component (GO): cytoplasm
Molecular function (GO): protein binding; RNA binding
Source: RefSeq, a predicted model, not a curated record
ACCCCUGUCACACCAUUCUCCCCUCACAAUUCGUUCCGUCACUUUCUCUCUCUAAAACCGUCUCUCUCUCUCUAAAACCGUUUCCGACGUCGUUUUGUUUCCGAUGUCUUCACGCGGCGGUGCUCGCGGUGGUUCCGCCGGCGGAGGCCGUGGACGUGGUCGUGGACAAGGCCGUGGUGGCGGUGGUUUUCAACCGUCACCGCCGUCUUCUUACGGCGGUGCCGGAAGAGGAAACGACGCCGUACGGUCCGUAACUUCCGUUCAGUCAGCGUCGUCGUCUUCGAUGUCUCGACAGUUUGAGAACAUGUCGUUAGGUUCAGCAUCAUCGCAGUCGUCAGCGACGGCUCCGGUGUCGCAGCAACCGGCAUUGCAGCAGCGUCCGGUUCAGACUCGGCCGGAACCGGUUGUGGUGGCGGACGCACCGCCGCCUCCGCUGGCCGUGCCGUUGGUGCCGUCGUCGUCGAAGAAGUUGAGUACGCCGGCGAGGCCUGGUUUUGGAACGAUGGGACGGAAGUGUGUUGUUAAGGCCAACCAUUUUCUCGUCGAUCUCGGUCAGAAGGAUCCCUAUCAGUAUGAUGUUGCUAUUUCGCCCGAAGUUACUUCUAAAACAAAAUGUCGGGAGAUAAUGAAGCUUCUUUGCGAGUCAUUUAAGGCUUCACAUCUGGGAAACUUGAUGUUGGCUUAUGAUGGGAAGAAAAGUGCAUUCGCUGCUGGUUCGUUGCCAUUCGAGUCGAAAGAAUUUGUUGUUAACAUUACCGAGCGGAAUGGGCGGGAACGCGAAUUCAAGGUCACCAUUAAGUUUGCUGCAAAAAAAGACCUUCACCAUCUGAAGAUGUUUCUGACUGGCAGGCAACAUGACAGUCCACAGGAAACUAUACAAGCUCUUGAUGUAGUUCUAAGGGAGUCAGCUUCUAAGGAUCGUGAAGUAAUUGGGAGAUCACUGUUUAGCCCUGUAUUUGGUAAAGGCUCACUUGGUGACGGUAUUGAGUAUUGGAAGGGCUUCUAUCAGAGUUUACGACCUACACAAAUGGGACUAUCACUGAACAUUGACAUGUCAGCUCGGGCUUUCUAUGAAAACAAGUUGGUAUCUGAGUUUGUUAAAGAGUUUCUCAACAAGGAUAUAUCAAGACCGCUUAGUGAUCAAGAACGGAUCAAGGUGAAGAGAGCUCUUCGAGGAGUUAGGGUUGAAGUUCGCCAUGGGGAUUCUGUGAGGCGCUACAAGUGUCAAGACUUGACACGUCAACCAGUUAACCAACUAACUUUCGUGGAUGACACUGGAGCUAAAAUUUCUGUUGUUCAGUACUUCAGAGCAAAGUACAACACCACUCUUCGUUAUCCGUUACUUCCUGCUAUUCAAUCAGGCACAGAAGCAAAGCCUACGUAUCUGCCAAUGGAGCUUUGUACAUUGGCUUUUGGUCAAAGAUAUGCUUCAAAGCUAAAUGAGAAACAGGUGACUAAUUUGCUAAGGGCCACAUGUCAGCGCCCAAGUGAGAGGGAAGGUAGCAUUAUGACGACCAUGCAGAGUAACAAGUAUAACGAAGAUGCUCUUGUGAACAAUGAAUUUGGCAUGCGAGUGAGAGAGCAAUUCACUUCUAUUGAUGCGCGAGUUCUUCCACCACCACCAAUCAAGUAUCAUGGUUCUUCAGAGGUUAAUCCAACAGUUGGUCAGUGGAAUAUGAUAGACCUGAAAAUGAUCAAUGGGGGUACUGUAAAUUACUGGGCAAUUGCCAACUUUUCAAGGCAAAGACAAGACGCAGUUGAUCGCUUUUGCUACGAGCUUGUUCAAAUGUGUCAGAACAAGGGAAUCGUUUUCAAUCCCCAACCUCUGAUACCAAUGUAUACUGCUCCACCUCACAACAUCGAGAAAGCGCUAGUUGAUCUUCAUGCUAAAUGUACCGCACAACUAUCAAGAGCUGCACCUGGAAGCCAUAUUCAGUUGCUGUUUGUAAUUCUUCCCGAAACUAAAGGAACAUACGGAAGAAUCAAACGAGUCUGCGAAACAGAGCUGGGAAUUGUAUCUCAGUGCUGCCGACCGCAGCAUGUUAUGAAACUUAGCAAGCAGUAUUUUGAAAACGUGGCUAUGAAGAUAAAUGUGAAGGUUGGAGGUAGGAACAGUGUCUUGUCUGCUUCUCUCAAUGGAAGGCUUCCUUACGUAACUGAUCGUCCAACAAUCAUAUUUGGUGCUGACGUCACUCAUCCUUCAAAAGGAGAAGAUUCCACCCCUUCAAUUGCUGCUGUGGUUGCGUCAAUGGACUGGCCCCAAGUUUCAAAGUACAAAGCUUUGGUUUCUGCACAGUCGCAUAGGCAGGAAAUCAUUGAGGAUCUCCACACAACAUCUACUGACCCAAAAAAGGGUAUAGUUCACGGAGGGAUGAUUAGGGAGCUUUUGAUCUCUUUCAAAAGGUCAACCGGACACAAACCUCACAGGAUUAUAUUUUACCGAGACGGAGUCAGUGAGGGGCAGUUUAAUGAUGUUUUGCUGAACGAAAUGGAUAAAAUUCGUAAAGCAUGCAUUUCAUUGGAAGAGAACUAUAUGCCUCCUGUCACAUUUAUCAUCGUGCAGAAAAGGCAUCAUACACGCUUCUUCCCUGCGAAGCAUGGUGACCGGGCUUCCACUGAUAGGAGUGGCAAUAUUCUUCCUGGAACUGUUGUGGAUACUAAGAUCUGUCAUCCAACUGAAUUUGACUUUUACUUGUGCAGUCAUGCUGGAAUUCAGGGGACUAGUCGACCUGCGCACUAUCAUGUGUUGUAUGACGAGAACAAGUUCACAGCUGAUGGAUUGCAGAUGCUGACCAACUCUUUGUGCUACACGUAUGCAAGGUGUACCAGAUCAGUCUCCAUAGUUCCUGCUGCAUACUAUGCACACUUGGCUGCAUUCCGUGCGCGAUCCUACAUGGAAGGAGGAGAUUUGUCUGACUCUGAUUCACGUGGUGGGCAACGUGCAACAAGAGACAGGGUUGCUGAUGUGCGCCCUCUGCCGGCUAUUCAUGAGAGCGUGAAGAGCGUGAUGUUCUACUGCUGAUAUUAGAGUCUUUGAAGUUUUGCUGGUUAUCCAUCUAUCUACCCCACCCCUUUUGGCCUUUUGUCAAUAAUUAUGACAAAGCAAAUCACACAAUACUAUUACUUUGCUAAAGAUGUUGGUUUAAACAUGCUUUGAGCAUGCAACUUAUAUGCUGUGAUGACUUUCUCAACGAUCGUUUGCGUUGAAAGAACGGAAUUUUGUUAGGGAAAAACGUAUUUUCAAAGAUCAUUUAAUCAUCA